CCUCUCCUACCUUCCCUCACUCUUCAACUUGUCAGUUAAUUUUUUAGUGUCUGCAUUUGACUGAUCCAAUCCUGCUAAGAGGUUGAAGUUCACACUGAUACAAACUCUGUGGGCAUCAAACUUGAUGCUUACAGUUGACAUUUUGUAGUGGUUUUUUCUCCCCUUUCCACAGAGAUGUAGGUUGCGAAAGAGGGAGCAAGUAAGCGUGUGUGCUUAUAGUUGAACGGUAUUUUGUAAAUAUUUCCUGAAAGCUUGUGAAAUUUCUCACAUGUUCUUGAUUUCCCUUCAAGUCUGCAGAGUAGGCAUAAGAAAUAUCAUCCAGUCUAGCUCUGAAUUCAGAAGCGAGUAAAUAGCCAUCAGUUUUACAAGCUUUGUGUAGAUGCCAAAGCCUGGUGGCCAAGGGUGAUAUGCUGAGACUUUUGAAGACAGACCGAUACAUAAGCCGCAUUUCUAACCAUAUGCUUUCUUACAGUUUUUAGGUCUGGUCACAGCUUUUUCCUUGAAAAUUACUUCCCCUGAGAUAAGAUUUCCCAUUAAAUGGCUCUGGCAUAUUUAUACAUGCUCUGAAGUUUCUGGUUAACCAACUCGUUAGUUCUUUGGUGAUUUUGAGAAUAUAAGUCUGUCAGUCUGUGUGUGUUUAUGUUCACAGAUGUGCCAAUGAUUUAUAAAUGGGAUUAAUUGUAAAUUUAACUCAUUUAGGAAAUGGUUGAGGACCCAGGUACUUCUGUAUUUUAGCCUUGUUUAGUCGCACUGGAAGAGCUCUUUGACCCUGCCAGAGAUUAGUUUUAGUACCAGUUAUGAGAUAAGCUUAACUACUUCUUAAAUAUAAGCAUGUUAAAGCUCUCUGCAAGAGAUUUGUUGUGGGGAGAGAAUACAGCAGGUCUUAAAUUUUUAUGUUUAUCUUGCUGUUACUAAGUUAAUUGAGUGAUAUAAUUUAGACCUUUUUUUCCUGUUCUUUCAACUUUUGGAAAACUCAAAGAUUAUUAAAUCUUUGAAGUUUAAGUGUGCUUAUUUUUAACCAUUAAAAAAUCACUAUACCAGUCAGAUUCAUACUCAGUAUACGGUGGUAUGGGAAGCAACCGUAAUCCUGGAUCACAAGUGAUAAGGCCACUGCUUGGAAAUAGCACCGUUCUGAGAGCAACAAAGCUGUUUCCAUUUUCAAAGCCCAUUUUCCCAGUCCUCUGAUCAGAGUAAACCUGCAUUUGACUAUGUGAAUGUCCUCAUUUAUUUUUUAGUACUCAGUAGUAAUUUUGCAUUAUCAAUGCUCACAAUUGCAAUUGUGAGCAGUAGCAACCUUUUCUCCUUUCUCUUUUGGAUCUUGCUGUUUGACUUACAGAACAGUCAGCUGAUUUCAGUAACAUACUCCAUUCAGUAAUUUAUUUUUUGCAGAAUGACGAGGGACUCACCAUUCAUAACAUGAUGAAUGCUGAGAAGACUUAGCUUGAAAAGCAAAAAGGAUAGAUUGAUUCAUAUAUAGAUGUCUUAGAUCAUCCUGUGGGGUCGAACUGAGAAAUGCCUGAAGGAUACCACAGAGGAAAUCAGGAUGAUGGGGACGGAAUGCUAUUAUUUCAUUUGUGAUGUAGGAAAUCGAGAGGAGGUCUAUCAGCAAGCCAAAGCUGUGAGGGAAAAGGUGGGUGAUAUCACUAUCCUGGUGAACAAUGCUGCUGUGGUCCAUGGUAAGAGUCUGAUGGACAGCGAUGAUGAUGCACUGCUCAAAUCACAACAUAUAAACACCCUGGGACAGUUCUGGACCACCAAAGCAUUCCUGCCAAGGAUGCUGGAGUUGCAGAAUGGACACAUUGUUUGCCUGAACUCUGUCCUGGCCUUGUCAGCCAUCCCUGGUGCCAUUGACUAUUGCACCUCCAAAGCCUCGUCCUUUGCCUUUAUGGAGAGCCUGACCUUGGGGCUGCUAGACUGUCCUGGAGUGAAUGCCACAACAGUCCUGCCCUUCCACACGAGCACAGAGAUGUUUCAGGGCAUGAGAAUCAGGUUCCCUAAUCUUUUUCCUCCUCUCAAGCCAGAGACAGUGGCUAGGAGGACCGUAGAAGCUGUUCAGAUGAAUCAAGCCUUCCUGCUCCUUCCAUGGACAAUGCAUGUUCUUGUCAUCCUAAAAAGCAUUCUCCCUCAGGCAGCACUUGAAGAAAUCCACAAGUUUUCUGGAAGCUACACUUGCAUGAACACUUUUAAAGGACGAACAUAGACUUGAUGAUGGUGCAAGGACUAUUCUUCAGUGAAACCAACACAAGCAUGAAAAUCCUGACAAGACUGUGAAUCAGCAGGCUUGGCUUUUAGCCUGUUCAUGUGACUUGCACUGCUCUGAGGCAACACAUUUCUUGCAGGUCAUAUCCAUAGUAACAUGACCUUUGCACAGGAUUGAAUGACUAGACUAUGGACUCUUGGAAAGAAAAACAAAAAGUGUGAAAUGUUUAUAUGAUGUUUAAUUCUUUAGAGUUCAAUUGUUAAAUCUACUCAUAGUUUUAAGAUGUAAUUUUUGUUUCUAAAGUGUCUGUAGGCUGUUUCAGCUGAGAGGCAGCACAUUACACCCCAUACAUGCUUUAUUCCCUCUCUUCAGAGGAAUGCAAUUACAAACUGCUACUGGUUUCAUUUCAUCUUUUUGAAUGGGGAACUCAAAAAAUACUUUGAAGAACUAAAAGUUAUGGACAUUUAAUGGAAGCUUCCUUCCCUUUCUUCACUUUACAUCCCUUGAUGAAGCUGUUCCCAACUCACAUCAGGGAAGGAGCAACUGUGGAGAAGCGUUUUCUUUGUUAAAGGCCACCCAGGACUUCUGUCUGGAAGGACUGUGCUAGGCCCAAGAAAGCUGUCUUACUUCACCUGUGAAGUCUGGAGAGGAAUGCUCAGUCAGAAGAGCAGACAGUUUGAAUAGUGGAAGAUUGUUUCUGUCACUGAACUCAUAUAUGAAAUUUAAUUGUCUUUCUGAGUAUUUUUGUUCAUUUAUGAUAAAAUAUAUAUAUAUAUUUUCAGCAUUAAUCCCAGAUUGCCACGCAUGUAGGCAGCAUCACACUGGGGACGAACUAAAUCUAGAACUAAAACUAGAGCCUGCUUGUACAAACAUACAUUCACUGACAUAAUCCAUGCAGAGAAAAUCCAUUGUAUCAAUCUGCACAGUGAAGUAAGUGGAAUAAUGCUCUAAAAAUAGAAGACACAGUACUGUAGUGCUCAUGAAAUGUGAAGUUUGGAAGCACAGUUAGCAAAGACCUGAUUAAAUGCACGUUGAAUUCAA
Molecule: messenger RNA, 3241 nt
Organism: Aquila chrysaetos chrysaetos
Lineage: Eukaryota; Metazoa; Chordata; Aves; Accipitriformes; Accipitridae
Gene: DHRS3
Product: dehydrogenase/reductase 3
Exons: 6
Coding region: 1544-2200 (218 amino acids)
Cellular component (GO): lipid droplet
Molecular function (GO): oxidoreductase activity, acting on the CH-OH group of donors, NAD or NADP as acceptor
Source: RefSeq, a predicted model, not a curated record